Triplophysa rosa is the source of this 3491-nucleotide messenger RNA. RefSeq names its product EGF containing fibulin extracellular matrix protein 2a (gene efemp2a). Gene Ontology annotation, molecular function: calcium ion binding. The record is from RefSeq and is a predicted model, not a curated record. The transcript is spliced from 11 exons. Lineage: Eukaryota; Metazoa; Chordata; Actinopteri; Cypriniformes; Nemacheilidae. Bases 1148 to 2473 code for a protein of 441 amino acids.
GGUGAACUACUCCUUUAAGUUUGGUGCAUGUUUAUCUGUCAUAUGGCAGAUCUAAAAAAUCAUGAAGUAAAAUAUAACCCAGACUGUAUUAAAUUCAGUGUCACUUGCGUUCGAUUUUAUGUACGAUCUAAAAGACAUUUUUGUUUACCUAUGUACAAUACAUUUUUUGGAUAGUUUGGGUCACUAUCACUAGGUUGCCACUUCGAUGUAAAAUCUUUGUCCUAUGAAGCAGAACCAGCUGAGAAGCUCGAGUCUGAAGGUCUGAAGUUUAUUAGACGAUGGAUUUAUUAAUCUGUACUAUAUUUAGAGUCUGUAAAGCUAUAAUGGCAGUAAAAAUGUCAGUCUUUCCACUGCCCUUCAUUUCCAUCCUAAUAUCAGCAUGCGUGUACCAGUUUAAAUAUUUAGACAUGGGCAAAAAAACUCCCUUUCUCUUUCUAGUUUGCUCUCUAAUUUUUGUCUACAUUCCACUAGCUUCUCCCAAGCUAUAAAUAACCGGCCGAAUGAAAGGAAUAGAGACCAAGAGUAAGACCAAAAAAGAUGGGACAGAUGAAGGGUGACUUGAGGCGGAGGGGAAAAAAGAGAAAGAAAGUUGUAGGCUGUGGGGGGUGAGUUUAAAUGAAACCAGGUGGGGUGUCGGUGUGCGCGGGGGCUGGUGCUUAUGUGUAUGGAGGGGGUUGGUUGGUUAUGUGUGUGAAUCUGUACGCUGUUCUGUUCUUCCAGAGUUGGACAAAUUUGGAAUUUGGGCCACAGACCAGGAAUUUUCAUAAUGGGGGGGUUCUGGGGGCGGAGGUUGGCCGUGCAGGGGGGCUGUAUGGGGAUCGGAAUAGGCCGUCCUUCUCUCUUCCGACUUUCCCUCCCCUGCAUACAUUCAUAGUCCAGCUGUCCGUCUCCACGCUCGCUCUAUCAGACUGAGGAAGGACAGAAGACGUACAAGAGGCAGAGGAUCCUGGGUGCUGACCCACAAAGCCACCGGAAGAACAUAGCAGAAAGAAACGUGCAGAAGAAGCUUGGCCUAUUCCUUCUGUAACCUCUCAGCACCAAUCCACACCAAACUUCUACGAGUGUGUGCAUGUGUGUCUGAUUCCUUCUCUUUUCUCAACACUCCCAGAAGUGUGUUUUCCUCUUUGCUCAUAAGAGAGUGCUGAAGAUGUGUGUGAGGAUGCGGCCCAUGUAUCUUUUGGUGUUUUGCAUGUGCAUCUCUGUGUUUCUCCACCACGCUAUUUCACAGCCUCCCACAGAAACUGACACCUACACGAAAUGUACAGAUGGGUAUCAUUGGGAUCCACAGACACAACAUUGCAAAGAUAUAAAUGAAUGCGAGACAAUCCCAGAGGCCUGUAAGGGAGAGAUGAAGUGUUUCAACCACUAUGGCGGGUACCUGUGCCUCCCUCGCUCUAUUGGCGUCAAUGAGCCACCAAACCAGAUUCACCCCAAUUUGGAGAAUGUUGCCAACGAGCCUUUCAAUCCAUGUCCUACUGGUUUUGAGCCUCUGGGAGACAGCUGCGUGGAUGUGGAUGAAUGUAAACGAGACACGCAUGACUGUCAGCCAAGUCAGGAGUGCUUCAAUACAGAAGGAUCCUUCACCUGCCAAUGUCCAGACGGUUACCGCAAAGUGGGCACGGAAUGCAUUGACAUCGAUGAGUGCCGGUAUCGCUACUGUCAGCAUCGCUGUGUUAACGUCCCGGGCUCAUUCUCCUGCCAGUGUGAGCCUGGUUUCCAGCUGGCGAGCAACAAUCGCUCCUGUAUCGAUGUUGACGAGUGUGGCAUGGGGGCCCCCUGCAGUCAGAGGUGUUACAACACAUACGGGACGUUCCUCUGUCGCUGUGAGACGGGUUAUGAGCUGGGGCCAGAUGGCUUCGCUUGCAAUGACAUCGAUGAGUGCAGUUUCUCCAGUUAUCUGUGCCAGUAUCAGUGUGUUAAUGAGCGUGGGAAAUUCUCCUGCGUCUGUCCUGAUGGGUAUCAGUUACUGGGCUCGCGUCUCUGCCAAGAAAUAAACGAAUGUGAGGUGGGAACUCAUCAGUGCUCAGAUGGACAAACCUGUGUGAACAUUCAUGGAGGUCAUAAAUGUGUUGACACCAAAAGCUGUCAGGAACCCUAUGUACAAGUCGCUGACAAUCGCUGUGUGUGUCCCAUAACAACAUCUGGCUGUCGAGACCUUCCCUAUUCCGUUGUGCAUCGCCACAUGAGUAUCACCUCCGAACGCUCUGUUCCCUCAGAUAUCUUUCAGAUCCAGGCAACCAUCGUCUAUCCUGGAGCCUAUAACACUUUUCACAUCCGCUCUGGAGAUGAAAAUGGAGACUUCUACCUCAGGCAAAUCAACAACAUCAGCGCCAUGCUUGUUCUCGCCCGCGCCGUUAACGGCCCCGCAGAGUAUGUGCUAGAUCUUGAGAUGGUUUCUGUCAACCCUCGCAUGAGCUACCAGACCAGUUCAGCCCUUCGCUUAACAGUAUACGUCGGGCCCUAUGCCUUUUAACCGAGAGAGAUGGCCAGAGAGGGAACCAGAGGUGGAAGAGUGGAAGCACUGAUUGAUUCAUCCAACAAUGGGGUUUUAUGAGCUGAAUCUGCCAACAUUUCCAAGAUUGUACAGAGGUCAUUCUCAUGGGAGCUGUAGCAACCAGUGCAACUACUACAUUAGAUAUAGGAUAUUAGAGACAGGCACUAUAUUUUAUGGACAAAAUGUCUGUACGAUUUCAACUCACUAUGUUGUCUCAUAUGGAAAACGUUUCUAGCUGCACUAUGACUUCAAACCUGCUGUACGACUCAUGUUUUGUGAUACUCUCCCAUGUUAAAGUAUAUUAUAGUUUAUUUCUUUAGAGAAUCUUGUCCUCAGGAUGAGGGGUGCAGCUCUGCCGUGUCACUAUAAUAAUUUCUCCUGUUCAAUCAGAUGUAGCAAUAACAACAUCAGGGCACCGAGGCUGUAAAAAUGCAUCUCUGUAUGCACCCAGCCUCGAGCUAAAGCCAUUAUUAAUUUCUACUAUGUGUAAUCCAUCCCUGAGUUUAGUAUUUGUUGUUAUUCAUUGCUGUUUUUCAGUAACCACUCAGUCAUUCCAAACCUCUACCCCCCACCAUCAUCAAUAAUGUUCACAACAUUACUUUGUGUCGUUUUUUAUACCAUUGCUGCCAAUGUUGUAUUUUCAAUCCUGGAUUUAUUACUGUAAUAAAUUUGAUAAAACCAUAAAAAUCUGGCUCCAGACCUGCAAUUGUUUGCAUUCCUCUGAGCACAUUUUCUUGCCACUUCUCUGCUAUACUUCCUCUUCGCCUAAAGGAAAGUCACGUUCAAUGCCCCGCUUAACCCUGCCGCCCACCCUUCCGAUCUCUUGAGUCAUCUAACCACAGGAUGGACUGGAAUCCUGCUGUGGAGCUGUCCGCCUCUCUGCAGUCUCAUUAGUACAAGCCUGACGAGAAAGAGAACUGUGCUAAAGACGUGCUGUUAUCAAUACGUCUGCAGACGGUUAUUUAUAGCAGUGUAUCUACAGACACGAGACAAAACA